AUGGCCACUGGAGGCACAGGCACCGUGACGUCUCCUCAACCCAUCACACAGCCCGGUCAACGAAACGUCCCUGCACCUUCUCCACUGUCCACCGUCUCUCCGCCCUCCAAGCGGGAAUUAGCAUCAUGGUGGAAGAAAUUUAGGAAGACAACAGAAAAGACCGAUGAGAAAGUUGAAACGCAACCUGGUAUCUUCGGGGUCCCUUUGGCCGACAGCAUCAGAUAUGCAAAUGUUGCCAUUUCGCUUCAAAAUGAGAGCGGUGAGAGCUUUAUCUACGGAUAUGUUCCCAUCGUGGUUGCAAAGUGUGGCGUUUUUCUAAAAGAGAAAGCCACCGACGUGGAAGGAAUAUUCAGAUUGAGUGGAUCGGCCAAAAGAAUAAAAGAUUUACAAACGGCCUUCAAUUCCCCUGAUCGAUAUGGCAAGGGACUAGACUGGACUGGAUACACGGUGCACGAUGCAGCUAAUAUUCUCCGUCGCUAUCUGAACCAACUUCCAGAACCGAUCGUACCUCUUGACUUCUAUGACCGAUUUCGCGAACCCUUACGAAGGGCGCAGCAUCCAGCUCAGACAAAUGGUGAAGCGCAAGGUCCUGGGUUCAGUCUAGAUGAGCACAAUGCUGCCGUGUUGUCUUACCAGCGGCUUAUAACAGAACUACCAGCAUUAAACCGCCAACUUUUACUCUACAUAUUGGACUUACUGGCUGUUUUUGCGUCCAAAUCGGAUCUCAAUCGCAUGACCGCUGCAAAUCUGGCAGCUAUCUUCCAACCCGGCAUCAUUUCACAUCCCACACAUGACAUGGCUCCCCAGGAAUAUCGACUCAGCCAAGAUGUACUGAUAUUUCUCAUUGAGAACCAGGACAAUUUCCUUAUUGGCAUGUCGGGCACAGCCGUGGACGAAAAAACUCAAAAGGAUGUCGAAAGUGGUGCACCGUCUCUGAAGUCACCCAAACCCCUAGGCAGAUCCUCGUCGAACGCAAGUGCUGGUGCUGACAGUCUGCGGAAGUUUGGCGUCCGGCGUAAUGUCUCCGUUUCGUCUCGAGGUUCAAGGGAUCGAGGAAGCCCAGGUGUUUCAAGCCCAGGAACUCCUUCAGGUCUUGGGACAUUUCCAGACGGUACAGCAGGUGCAAAGAUCAAUCGCAGUAACACUGUUCCGUCUAAGAGAUCCCCAGCGAUCACUCCAAGCCGAUUUCAGAACUUGAACGAUGCUAAAAGUCCUGCAUCACCUGCUCUGAGUUCAGCACCUCCGGUUGCUGACACACCUAUACCGGCCAAAGAGGUCACUGAAUCUAAAUCCUCGCGAUCUGGAUCUAUUGGACCAGACGAGGCCUUCAACAAUCAAGCUUCAACAGGUCAUCUCACUGAGCACAUUCCGACUCAACCCAGUCUGUCACCACCAGUGACUCAACCACAAUCGUCCAACAUUGCUCCUUUUCCUCCAGUACAAGCCAACCCUGCUUCGGUACCCGGGCAGCCGGUCACCGCAACGCCAAUUGUUACUCGCGAAAGAAAGAUCUCCAACUUGUUUCCAAAGUCUCCAAUAUUUGGCCCAUCGGAGCCUCAACAGAGACAGCCUAGAAAGCUUCAGAAGAAACCGAAACUCCCGGGUAGUGCAAAUGACAGUGCACAGAGCUCUGUGAAUUCUCUCCACGCAGAUGACACUGCAGCAUUCAAAACCCCACUGACUUCUCCCGAUUUGAAUGGUGCUUCACGGCUUGAUCCGUUAGCUGCGGUCUCAGGUCCUGCCUUGACAAACACAGCUCCCACCCCAGUCACUGAAGUUCCAACAUCGGACUUUUCCACUCCUAGUCCACAGAGUGCCAACAUGGCACAAAAUAAUGCAUCCGGAUUGAAGCCUCGCAAGUCUCCCCCCACAUCCACCAAGUCCAGGUCUUCUUUCACCGAUCACUCGGAGGCAGAUGCCCUUGAUGACAGCAAAGUGAUGAAGGAAGAUACGGAGAAAAGGCGGCACAGGUGGAGGUUUUCCUCCUCAGCCAAGAAGGCAGAAAAUACACCGCUUGUGCCGCCUCCUGCAAUAGGGCACAAUGCUGGAGCCAGAGGAAGCAACAGCUCCCUGGGCAGCUCUCAUCGACCCCGCAAGAGCUUCACGGGAGAUUCUCAGCAGACACAAUCAGCAUCUCUCUAUGGAGACACGGUGGCCGGUCAACAGGCAUUAGUAGGUCCCUCGAGCAACGAAUCCGGGGAAGUAUGGAAGGACAACAGUGGCGACACGGAGAAGAGGGGCGGCUUGUUUGGCAAAUGGAAGGCUAAGAUGUCGCAGAGUAAGGAGGAGAGACAGGCAGAGAAGGAAAGGGCCAGGAGUCCUCCAGCAGCGGAGCAUGGAGCGUCUCGGAACAGCCUCUCGGCAUUUGCACAAGAGCAUUUGACUCCUCGGGGGCGAUCGUUUGACAGAGCGAGGGACGAGAGUAUACCAGGUUAUCAUGAACGACCAACAGGGGAGGCGCCGAACCAGCCUAGGAAGGCGUCAUUUGAUAUGAGACAUGGUGAGAACAAACCAUCGUCGUGA
Messenger RNA from Exophiala bonariae, 2523 nucleotides. RefSeq lists its product as uncharacterized. Gene Ontology annotation, molecular function: GTPase activator activity. Gene Ontology annotation, biological process: activation of GTPase activity; regulation of fungal-type cell wall organization; signal transduction. NCBI's taxonomy places the organism in Eukaryota, Fungi, Ascomycota, Eurotiomycetes, Chaetothyriales, Herpotrichiellaceae. Gene Ontology annotation, cellular component: cell cortex. Bases 1 to 2523 code for a protein of 840 amino acids. The record is from RefSeq and is a predicted model, not a curated record. The transcript has 3 exons.